CUCGGAUAGAAAUGUCAGGCCCGGAGAAAGAGGCAGCGAGGGAAGUCAAUUUAAAACGGGCCGGCGGCCCAUAAGAUGUGAAGAUAAUUCGGCGACUGCGGCUGAUCUAAUUCGUCAUUCGUGUAAUCGACUCCCGACAGAGGCUGUGUCACCUUCGUCUUCGUGUUUCUCCGGUUCCGCCGCUCGCCGGCCGGAUCCUACGGCCACCGGUGAUUCCAUCCCGACCGACGGUAGGAAGACUCUAUCUCUACCGACUCUUUUCUACUUAGGGGGUUGAAUCGUUGAAGUUCUUUUUUUGGUUUUGCUUUGUUUUUUUUUUUAUUUGGAAUUCGAAACUUUUCAAAAUGUUUUCAAUCCGAGUACGCCGGUUACGUUUCUCCGAAACUGUUCAAUUGGAGAUCUGCUACAAGUUUCUCCUGGGCUUCGUGAUUGAUUUCCAUUUCAACUGUCAAUUGUCUGGAGUUGCUGGAUAGUUGGUAGUGUGCCCUUCGGUAGGGUAGAAACUGUUUUGUUUUCUUUUAGUUCUUAGGGUUUUACUGCCCUUUCCUUAGCAUCUGUAGAUUGCUAAGGGUGUGAAUUCGUAGAGGAUAGUGAUUAAUCCGCCGUUGCGACUUGAAAGUAGUAGGGUGCUGUUUCCUGAGUGACAACUCGGUUCUUGUUUGAUGUUUUCAGCUUUGUGCUAGGUGAUUGGUUGUAACGACUGCAGAUUCGUGAAAGCUUGUUCCUUUCACGGGUGCGUAAGAUGGUUGAUGUGGAGGGUACAUUUGUAGAAGAUAGAAAUGAAGUGGGGAAAACUAGGAAGAAAAGGAAGAGAGAUGUGGAUGUGGAGGCUGCAUCUACAGAGGUUGUGGCUUCUCAUGCCGAAGGUAGAAAUGAUGAUGGGGAAAGUAGAAAGAAGAGGAAGAAAGUGAAGGAUGGUAGUUCUGUUGAUUCUAUUCCUAGAGAAGAUGGAAACAAGGUCAGGAGUGGAGAUAAUUCUUUGAAUGAAAUUGAGACGGAGAAGUCUGACUCUUCAAAUGAAAGGAAGAAGAAGAAGAAAAGGAAGAAUAGCAGUCUUCAUGAAGAGCCACCAUUGCUGGAAGCCAUGAAUGAGAAGUUAGGUGAUGAGGGUGUUGUAAUAGGAGAUGAUAAAGCGGGUGGGCGAAAGGGUAGGCUUGAGAAGAGUGGUGUGGAAGGAAUUGAGACUGAGAAUUCAGAGCAGGUUAUUGAUAGGAAAAGGGAGAAGAAAAAGAAGAAGCGUAGCAUGGAUGAGGAGCCUGUAUUGCAGGAAGUCCCGGUUAUACAUGCUUGGGAUUCCGUUGAUGAAACUGUGACUGAGAACUCUGAGGAUCCAAAUGAAAGGAAGAAGGAGAAGAAGAAAAAGAAGCUAAGAAUUGAACAGGAGGCUGUAUCCCAUGGAGCCCCAGUAGGAGAUAAUGAAGCUAACACAAAAGAAGUUGACAAAGCUACAACUAAAAACUCCGAGUCUUCGGAAGACAGGAAGAAGGAGAAGAAGAAAAAGAAGCGAAGAGUUGAACAGGAGCCCGUACUGCAGGAAGCACCAUUUGGAGAAAAAGAAGCUAGCACAAAAGAAGUUGGCAAUGCUAUAACACAAAACUCUGAGUACUCCGAAGGCACGAAGAAGAAGAAGAAGAAGAAGAAGAAGAAGGAGAAGAAGCAAAAGAAGAAUAAAAGCAUUGAUCAGGAGCAGCCUGCAACAACAAAGUCUGGGAGAAGUGAAGGGAAGAGAGUUGAAAACGAUGCUUCUGACAGCUCGCCAACAAAAUCCACAUCUAAGAGAGUAAGUUUUUCGGAAGAUGUGCAGGUGUUCCCCAUUUCUAAUGAUGAUGAAAGUACAGGUCAGGAUGAGGAAUUGGUGAGAGGGAAGCGCUUCUCACCGGAGGAAGACGAGCUCGUCAAAGCUGCUGUUUUGGAGUAUAUAACUUCACAUGCUCUAGGCGAUGAAGGUCUCAAAAUGGUUCUGAAUUGCCGUAAGCAUAAAGAAAUUAAGAACUGCUGGAAGGAAAUAGGGUUGGCUUUACCUUGGCGCCCCUACCAGAGUGUUUAUUACCGUGCUCACAUAAUAUUCGAAAGGGAUGGGAAUCGUAAAUGGUCAACUGAGGAGCGCGAGCUCGUGUUGAAGUUUCAUGAGAAACAUGGUUCGGAUUGGAAAACACUAGCCGAGGCUAUUGGCAAACACAGGAUUCAUGUUAAGGACGCCUUUCGAAGGCUGAAGGUGACAAAUUUAAAAUCCGGUAAGUGGUCCCAAGAUGAGUACCAGACCUUGUUCGAUUUGGUGAACGCUGAUCUUCGCAUGAAGGCCUUCGAGGAGGAGAGGAAGUCAAAGCAUGGAAUGCUGAAGGAUAACAUAAGCUGGGAGGCGAUCAGCGAAAAGCUUGAUACAAGAAUCCAGGCUCAUUGUUGCUCGAAGUGGUACCAUCAGCUGACUUCACCCUUGGUUACUGCUGACCUAUGGCGCGAUGUGGAUGACUACCGGAUGGUGAUGGAGCUCUACAACUUGGAUGCUUGUUGCAUGGAGGACGUGGAUUGGGACAAUCUGUUGGAGCAUAGGUCGGGUGAGUUGUGUCGAAGGAGAUGGAAUCAGAUGGUGAAACACCUUGGGGACACCAGCGAUAAGUCUUUUGCUGAUCAAGUCGACAUCCUGUCGAAGAGAUACUGCUUUGAUGUGCUUGAAGCUAAAGAGGCUUACUAUAGCAAACCUUUGGUUGAUUGAGUUGCUAAUUCCCUGUUUAGGUCCUCAGAAGCAUAAACAUUUUGCAGCUUUCAAGCCUUUAGAACAUGUAAAUGCCCCUGGCUGUGGCUUGUGGGUCUGUACUCUAGUCUCUAGCAAUGAUGUUUGUUUUAUUUAUUUUAGACUUGAAGACACAGGUAUUAAGGUAUUCUAUAUGAGGUGUGUUUCUGUUAAGUAGGGGGAAAAAAAUGCAGAUUUCUAUAUUAGGGGUCGUUUGGACGUUGUGAUUUGAAGUGAGGUAUGUAGCAAAUACAUGUAAUGUAAUGAUAAGAUUAAGUCGUUUUUUUUGGUUCACUUUGAGUUAAAAUGCAUGUAUUACCUUUUUGUUGGGCACACCUACAAUCACUCAAAAUGAAUGAUUAUCAAUCUCUACCAAAAGGUGAGAUUGUUAAUAAGGGAUUGUCUACUCUACUUUUUGUUUCAUCAUUGCCCCUCCAAACAAAGUAUUUUCCUAAUACAUGCAUUGAGUCAAU
This is a messenger RNA of Linum trigynum, 3204 nucleotides long. Lineage: Eukaryota; Viridiplantae; Streptophyta; Magnoliopsida; Malpighiales; Linaceae. The record is from the annotation of a GenBank genome assembly.